AUGCAGCACAAGACCCUGGGAUUCUGCCUGGCAUUGGAUGAGUCGAUGGACGAAAUCGUGCAAAAAGGCGACGACACCACGCUACGGAAGAUGUUAAUUAUGUAUGUCUAUGCGUUGCCUGCUGUGAAUAGUCGCAGUUACUUCUACCAGAGGAACAGCGGCAUGAUGCAAUCGCAACCCUUGGACUUAUUGACCAAGUACAUACUGGCGCUGGUCGAUUUCGUUUCUGAGGUCCCCGAAGAAGAGUUUCGCUAUGCGGCCUUCACAUGGCCUGAAAUCGACCACUACAUCGCGAACGCAGCGGCUUAA
This is a messenger RNA of Babesia ovata, 309 nucleotides long. RefSeq names its product ubiquinol-cytochrome C family chaperone, putative. The record is from RefSeq and is a predicted model, not a curated record. The transcript is spliced from 3 exons. Lineage: Eukaryota; Apicomplexa; Aconoidasida; Piroplasmida; Babesiidae. Bases 1 to 309 code for a protein of 102 amino acids.